UCAAGCUGCGUCAAGGGCUGCAGCGGUAGCCGCGGGUGCGGUAAAAGCAAGAGGAGGAGGAGGAGGCGCCGGGGAAGGGAGGCAGAGCCCGCAGUCUCCGGGCCGGAGGAGUCGGGCCUCGGUUGGUGCCAGAGGAAAAGCAGGUGGGGCGGCGAGGAGAGCGCAGCAAGGCGGCGAUGACGACUGGAGCUCUGCGGAUUGGAAGAAGCGCGCAAGGGUUUCUUUGAAACGGAAGAAAACCCGGAAGAUACUCGGCGGAUCCUUCGCCGGCGGAUUCCUAGUUCCCGCUUCUGCAGAAUCUAGAAGAUCCGCUUUGCCCCGGAUUUUUAAAUCCUGGAAAGACUUUGGCUCUGAUUUGGAUUUUGCAUUUCGUAUUCCUGGCAUUUCUGCUGCGCCGCCUAUCCGUCCGCUCACUUUUCCACCCAUCCUUAGAAAUGGUGCGCGCUCCCUUUCCCCGCUGUCUAGACGGCAGGCGCUAUUCACCUCUGAGCUUUUAACUCGGAAUUUACUUCAAUGCAACCAGGCGUCCGGAUUGAUGUCUCUCCGCGGGUCCAGUUCGUGCAAUACGCCCGGCAGGAUUUUUUCCGAAUUGCAGAUUGUUUUGAUCAAUGCAUUCCUUUCAUUUAAAAUCGCACCAGUCCUCCGAUUUUACACAGGAUUAAAAGACUGUCGGCUCACUCCUUUUCGUAACGCUCUGCUUUUCUCUUUUUAAACUGGGUUGCAGAGCGCUCCCGGUGCGCUAAUCUGGGUUUCCCAUAUUUUUUUGAGGGCAGCAAUCCAGAUUAACAUAGUUCAACUGCGGAAGGUGUUUGCUGGUUUUCAGAGCGAUGUUGCCAGGAUCUAUUCAGAUCUCUGGGGAGACUUUAUCCAGUGCAGAAAUUCGGGAUAUUUGUGAGAGUUUGCGGGAGAACUCCAUCAAACUGCUUUCCCUCCGGGGUUGCCAAAUUUCCGAUAGAGAUUUCGGUCGCAUCUGCAAGGGGGUAGCAGAGUCUCAUUCCUUGGCUCAACUUAAUCUUAAUUUAGGAAUUGUUUCCAAUAUUAAUCGGGUCAAGCAAUUGGCUGAAGCUCUGAAGACAAACCGCUCUGUCCAAUCUUUAUUCCUUCAUGGAAGUCCUCUGACAGAUGCUGGUCUGGCCAUUCUCAACCCAGCUUUAUCCAUCCAUCCAUCCCUUGUGGCCUUGGAUUUGGGAGACUGCAUGCUGGGGGAUGAAGGUAUCAACUUGAUUUGUGGCCUUCUUCCUCCUGAUGGGGCCAAGUCAGGAUUGAAGGAACUGACUCUCAGUGCAAACUCUGGCAUCACCCCCAAGGGAUGGGGACGUCUGGCUAUUGCAGUGGCUCAUAGUUCCCAAGUGCGAGUGUUGAACUUGGACUACAACCCCCUGGGUGACCAGAUAGCAGCGAUGCUGGCUGUUUCAGUGGCAUCCAGCCGCACCUUAGAAGUUUUAGACUUGGAAGGGACAGGACUUACCAACCAGUCGGCUAUGAUCUUAUUGGACAUGGUAGAAAACUAUCCAACAGCUCUGAGGACAUUGAUCCUGGCAGAGAACAACAUUAGUCCUGAACUACAGCAGCAAAUCUCAGACCUUCUUUCAGAGGGAGAGGAAGAAGAUGAGACUGUGAACCAUGAAGUGAUGGCCAGAGAGAAGAAUUCCUGGAUCUGUCAAAGCAGAUGAAAUCUUAAUAGAAGCUGAUGGAUACUAAAUUUGAAUAUAAAUUAAUAGUUAAUGCUUUCACGGAGAUGGCAAACCACUUCCAAAAUCUUUUCAAGAAAACUGCAGGGAAGACUUCUGGGGAAGAAGCAACAACCUGAAGAUGGCACCACAAAAGGUGAAGCUGACCAUGACAGAAUGAAGACCCAGCGAGUAGACUGCCUCUCCAUAAUUUCUCUCCGGACAAUGAGAGAACUUGAGAUCACCCACAAGUGCUCCAGAUAGUUAUUCCUCGUGGGGAGACCUUGAGACAGUGAUCUCAGUAGCUUUAAAGCUCUGGGAGAUGAGGGAAUAGCCAUUUUGUUCAAAUUCCAUUUGGCUCCUCAAAGACAAUUGGUUCGUAUUCUCCCUUUCUUAAUCACUUUUGGAAAAUACUUGUUAACUGCUUUUCAGCUAUUAGGAACUUUCGAAUCACAAAUUUUACAACACCUAGUGAGUCUCCUUCAAUCCUUUGUGAAAUAAGUUUGAAAUAGCAAUUCUACUUAGUCUUAUAUACUGCUUAACAGUGCUUCAUUAAUUAUAUUAAUUAUAAAAUAUCCUUUAUAAACCUUGUCAUUGGACUUUUUUCUGCCCAAAGUCUUUAGUCCCCUCUAGUGUUUUUAUUUCAAAAUUGCAAAUUUUCACAUUUCUAUUUCUUAUUUUUUAAUAGACUUAAUUCAUAUUACCAUGAAAAUACUGGGUUUUUAAAAAUUAUUUCCCAAAAAUUUAAACAAAAGUCCUAAUAUUCCAAAACUGUCUGGUCCCUUAAUUUGUUUGUAACUUAAGUUCUUAUUAAGCUUUUUGCUGUUUACCUCAUUUCUUUUCAUUAUGCAGGCUGUUAAUUUAAUUUUGUAUUGGAAACUAUGUUAACUCAGCGGCCGGUUUUUACAAACUUGUUGCUUGGAAGAUUUCUGGCAACUUUACAGACACUUCAAAGGUGUUAAGAAAGGGGGACUUAAUGAACCUGGUGUCUUAAAAAGGUUUUGCUGCAAUUGGGGAUGGCUUCCCUUCUCUCCUGGUGCUGAAACCUGCAGGGAACUGCUGUGAUCACUAGAUAAGAGAUCACUGGAUUUUCACUGUUGUUAUUUUGAGACAAAGUUAAGAGAGAAAUUCACAGGCUGAAAAUUAACCAUUUUGCUUUUGGAUUUUGGCAGCACUAUCUAUGGGGCGAACGGAAGAUUGAAAAGUUGCCAGUGUCAAUGCUAAAGAAACUUUUUUCCAUUUCAGAUUCUAGUUCCCAGAUGGUCUUGGUAACAUCAGGCCUUGGAGAAAGUCUAUUAGCGGAAACAGAGAUGUGAACAGAAUGUCUAAGAAAAAUAUUUCCAUGUACUGUAUUUGAAAAGAUCAUGUAUUGGUGGAAAUGUGUAUUUUCACACAUCUUGUGUAAUGUCUACUGUGCUUCUGAAUUCAUGUGUGCACAAAGCAAAGAUAGGAAAGCUGAUAUGCCUGUAUGCAAAUACUGGGCUGUGUGACUGAAGAUCCGUAUAUUAGUCACCUUCCUUUUCCUACUCUGGAACCAGAUUCUAAUUAAUCAGUCCUUAUCUGCUUUUGAUGAUUCAGUUGCUGUAUUUUUAUAUUUUGCCAUAUUUAACUGAUCUUUGAGAGAAACUGCAUUUUUUCAGAUGUAUAUAUUUAUGUAAUGAGAUAUAUUCUUUUUAUUGCUUGUAUUUAUGCUGAGGUAAAAUUUUAUAAAAUUCACAAAAACAUGGCAGAGUUCUGAUCUGCGUAUGGAUGAAAAAGUUAGAAGGGAGGAAAUGUACACUGAAAAUAGUAACAGCUCACCUGAGCAAGUUAUUAGUAAAACACUUUGGCUGCUUGACUCCACGUAUCUUACAGUCUUACGAAAAGCAGAAUGCUAAUGUUGUAGGAACAUUUUCAGCCAAGUCCUACAUUGAACUCAAAUUUCAUGUACUUUGCUGUCUUUACUUUCUCAAAGCCAUUUUGAUAUACUCUUUGUUUCACAAAAUGACAAUAGGCCAUUAAAAAUAAAAGCUACAGCAAUCACAUAAUUGAUUGUGGAAAUAAUAUUGAUAAAUUAAUUUAAUAAAAUGUGGAUGCCACCCAACUCUCACAUGAUUCUGGGUGGCUCUUUCAAGUUGGGGCUAAAAUGAGAGGUGCAUACAGUAGUCACCAAAGACAACUUCUUGUCAGUGAAUAGGUUGCCCUGCUCAGAUAGCUAAGGCCAAGUAAGACACCCAUAGUAGCACAUUAUCCAUUGUCACCUCCCUAUCCUGCUUCAAGAGGGGAACUAUCAAAGCUGCAGGCCAUCAACACAUUCCACCUACAACUCCAGAGGGUUCAUCCCUAUCCAAAAACUAUCACAGGGGACAGAAGCUGGCAAUGCUAGAUACCUAGCCCUCUCUGCCCUCCAGAUGGAAUACCGGUGUUGAAUCACAUCUUCCUCCCUGAAAGCCAUGGGCCAGAGAUCUCUAGGAUCAAGCAAGAAUUCACCAAGUAGGCGCAGAUUUCCUAUAUUAAACCACCCUACUCAGCCAUGGAAGUGGAGAUAGAAAGAAAAUACCACUAUGGAUGAUUCAUAGCCAGAUUAAUUUACAGAAGCAAACGAGAGAAAAGUAGCACCGUUCUCCCUUUUGUCCCCCUUUCUUCCUCCCUAGACUUCCACUGCAAUGGUCAAGAACUAGGCUGAUUGCAAGGGGAAGAAAUAUGAAACAGGUAAGCAAGUUAUCCUGUCCCCCCACGUGCACAUUUGGUUGAAGAGGAAGACACAGUUCUCCUUAGAUUGAGCAGAUUAACAUUCAUGUGCCAAAUCUAUCAGGUUUUUCCGAAAAGCAGUCUUUUCACCACUAGAGGUGGGGGGGAGUAGUCCGUAAGUCCCUAGACUAAAAGAAUCAGAAUUGUUCGUUUCUAUGGGUCCUCUGUUAGAUCUGUUGGAAUUGGGUGUAAAAUGGGGUUAGGGCUAGGGUUACGCUAACUCUAACCCUCGGCCUACAAAUUCUAUAAUUUUCCAAAGGGAAAUUCCUGGACCUGUUCUCAUGAUACCUCUGAUUUUGGAAGCUAAAAGUAUAUAAAGAUGCUUUUAGAAUAUCCAGAGGACAGAAUGAAGAUUAUAUAAUACCGAAUCCAUUAGCUACUGCCUUAGUCUUAUACUAAGAACUUUCCUUGCCUAUUCCAUUUUCCCUAGACUUUUGAUCCCAUAGCCAAGGCAUAAUCAUAAUAGCAAGCCUGGUUUUAUGGCAUAUAUUAACCUAAAUUACACAGUUUUCAGCAGAAGGCAUGAUUCUAAUGUAGACAACAAGUGACAACUUUGGGUAGAAUACAGGAAAGCAAAGUUAUAAAAUCAGUCCUCAUAUUAAGAUUCUUCAAACAUGAUAAUCUAUUUAGAAAGCCUCUAGAGAUAUGGAUCUUACUGAGAUUGAAAAAAGAAACUCCCAACCAACCAAAAACCAAUCAGCAUAUGCCUAACCCUAUUCCUAAUCACCACCACCAGGACAUCAGAGUUUCCCCAUUCCUUCUGCUCCUACCACACGCAAAGCAGCAUCCCAACUGGCAACAAGGGACACAUUAUUUGGGGGAGGCACAGAAACCUCAAAUGUGGUUCCAGCCAGGGAAAUAUACUUCCCCACUGGCAAAAGGGGAGAAGUAAGCACCAACCACUAUUUCCGAAUAAAUGGAGUCUAGAAUUUUCUUUUCUGUGGACCCCAAAUAACUUCAUAUAUGUAUGGAUUGCUUGGGACACAUCUCCUCUGUCACCUCUCAUAAAAUGCUGUGAGCAUAACUAUUGCAAUGAUUGGAUGAAACAUUUUUGGCAGAACAGAAGGUAGUUUCUAGCAAGGACUAGAAACUGUCCAGAUUUAAAAUUCAACUCUCAGGGACCGCUCUGGUAUAUCAUAAAAUGCCCUGAUUUUGCUAAAGACCAUUUGACUUACAUGAAGUUCUUUUUCUACAACAGAAACAGGGCAUCUAGCUCACCUAAGUGUUGUUCGAUAUAUAUCAAUUUAAGCAACUAAUUCUACACAGUUUAAUCCUACACACACACACACACACACACACUUAUUUUUUGAAGCGUAUUUUCAUUAAAUAAUCCUGGGAGUUGUCAUACUGAAACUGGUGGAUAAAUUGUAUCUUCCCCCAGAAAGCACUCUGAGAAUCUUCUGGUUCUGCCCUGGGUGUGAAUGGAAAGAAGAUAUCACAUUACAAAA
Molecule: messenger RNA, 5848 nt
Organism: Thamnophis sirtalis
Lineage: Eukaryota; Metazoa; Chordata; Lepidosauria; Squamata; Natricidae
Gene: LRRC73
Product: leucine rich repeat containing 73
Molecular function (GO): protein binding
Source: RefSeq, a predicted model, not a curated record